This is a messenger RNA of Arachis duranensis, 962 nucleotides long. Its product is annotated as glutaredoxin-C3. Gene Ontology annotation, cellular component: cytoplasm. Gene Ontology annotation, molecular function: glutathione disulfide oxidoreductase activity. NCBI's taxonomy places the organism in Eukaryota, Viridiplantae, Streptophyta, Magnoliopsida, Fabales, Fabaceae. The record is from RefSeq and is a predicted model, not a curated record. The transcript is spliced from 3 exons. The coding region runs from base 191 to 700 and encodes 169 amino acids. Gene Ontology annotation, biological process: cellular response to oxidative stress.
CAAUAGAACCGAAAAAAUUCUAAAUUUCAGAGAGGGUUAGGGUUGGGGUUAUUGGGGAAGCGAAACGUGAAUCGAUUGACGACAAGUAUCAAGUAUUCAAUUAAUCAAUUGGCUCUGGAUUCGGAAGAAAAAGGUGCGAUUGUGGGUUUGAGGAUUGAGGAAUAAGCGAAAGAAGCUAAGAGGAAAGACGAUGAGGAGGUCGGGGAUGAGGGUGGUUGCGACGGUGUCUGUGUUGUCCUUAAUCUUUCUAUAUUGGAACUGGAGAGGGGUGAGGGUGGGACCCACUGGAGUGGAAGCGUCGAAUUCCGUGUCUGCCUUUGUUCAGAACGCUAUCUACUCCAACCGCAUCACCAUCUUCUCCAAAUCCUAUUGCCCGUAUUGCUUGCGUGCGAAACGCACCUUUGCUGAUCUGAACGAACACCCUUUUGUGGUCGAGCUUGAUCUCCGAGGUAUUCUACUAUUCAUUCAUUCAUUCAUUCAUUCAUUCAUUCUGUCUCUAUCAAUUUGCCGCCUUAUGUUACAGUCAGUUUUUUUUUUUUAUGUAGAUGAUGGGUCUCAAAUUCAGAGUGUGCUUCUUGAUUUGGUUGGUAGAAGCACUGUCCCACAAGUAUUUGUCAAUGGAAAACAUAUUGGUGGAUCAGAUGAUCUCAGAGCUGCAGCACAGAGCGGUGAAUUGCAGAAACUUCUCAGUUCAACUUGACAUAUUGUUAAUGCCAAAAUUAUAGUUAGAUUCUCUGUCUUGUUAUUUCUGAGGGGUCAUUCUAUAAUAUCUAUAGGAAAGGUUGAGGAGCUCGAAUUGAUUUCCUUGGUUUAAUUGCAUAUUAUAAAGAUACAAAAUAUCGAUAUACUCCUUGUGGAGCUGGAAAAUGGAAAUUAUAGAUAUGGAUCAUUGAAGUCUGUGAACAACUAGUAAACCACAUUCUAUUAUUUUUUGUAUCCAUAUCUUGACAAGAUUGUUUCCA